Molecule: messenger RNA, 2145 nt
Organism: Homo sapiens (human)
Lineage: Eukaryota; Metazoa; Chordata; Mammalia; Primates; Hominidae
Gene: RGS18
Product: regulator of G protein signaling 18
Exons: 5
Coding region: 177-884 (235 amino acids)
Cellular component (GO): cytoplasm
Molecular function (GO): GTPase activator activity; GTPase activity
Source: RefSeq, marked reviewed
AGUUCUGCAUUUCUGCAGAGACAGAAAGAAACGCAGCUCUUGACUUCUUUUUUGUAAACAUUACUGUAAGAGUUGUGAUAACUUUUUAUUCUACUAUGUAUAUGUAUGGAAUAGUAUUAAUAAAUGAACUAGGGAAGGAUGUAAUAAAUUAGACAUCUCUUCAUUUUAGAGAGAAGAUGGAAACAACAUUGCUUUUCUUUUCUCAAAUAAAUAUGUGUGAAUCAAAAGAAAAAACUUUUUUCAAGUUAAUACAUGGUUCAGGAAAAGAAGAAACAAGCAAAGAAGCCAAAAUCAGAGCUAAGGAAAAAAGAAAUAGACUAAGUCUUCUUGUGCAGAAACCUGAGUUUCAUGAAGACACCCGCUCCAGUAGAUCUGGGCACUUGGCCAAAGAAACAAGAGUCUCCCCUGAAGAGGCAGUGAAAUGGGGUGAAUCAUUUGACAAACUGCUUUCCCAUAGAGAUGGACUAGAGGCUUUUACCAGAUUUCUUAAAACUGAAUUCAGUGAAGAAAAUAUUGAAUUUUGGAUAGCCUGUGAAGAUUUCAAGAAAAGCAAGGGACCUCAACAAAUUCACCUUAAAGCAAAAGCAAUAUAUGAGAAAUUUAUACAGACUGAUGCCCCAAAAGAGGUUAACCUUGAUUUUCACACAAAAGAAGUCAUUACAAACAGCAUCACUCAACCUACCCUCCACAGUUUUGAUGCUGCACAAAGCAGAGUGUAUCAGCUCAUGGAACAAGACAGUUAUACACGUUUUCUGAAAUCUGACAUCUAUUUAGACUUGAUGGAAGGAAGACCUCAGAGACCAACAAAUCUUAGGAGACGAUCACGCUCAUUUACCUGCAAUGAAUUCCAAGAUGUACAAUCAGAUGUUGCCAUUUGGUUAUAAAGAAAAUUGAUUUUGCUCAUUUUUAUGACAAACUUAUACAUCUGCUUCUAACAUAUCGCAUGUUUAUGUUAAGAUUUGGUCCCAUCCUUUAAACUGAAAUAUGUCAUGUGAAAUUAUUUUAAAAAUGUAAAAACAAAACUUUCUGCUAACAAAAUACAUACAGUAUCUGCCAGUAUAUUCUGUAAAACCUUCUAUUUGAUGUCAUUCCAUUUAUAAUCAGAAAAAAAACUUAUUUCUUAAUCAAAAGGCAGUACAAAAAAAGUAAUAAUGUUUUAUAAGAUUGUAGAGUUAAGUAAAAGUUAAGCUUUUGCAAAGUUGUCAAAAGUUCAAACAAAAGUCUAGUUGGGAUUUUUUACCAAAGCAGCAUAAUAUGUGUUAUAUAAACAUAAUAAUACUCAGAUAUCCAAAUGUUCAGAUAGCAUUUUUCAUAAUGAAUGUUCUCUUUUUUUUGGUAAUAGUGUAGAAGUGAUCUGGUUCUUACAAUGGGAGAUGAAGAACAUUUAUUAUUGGGUUACUACUAACCCUGUCCCAAGAAUAGUAAUAUCACCUCUAGUUAUAAGCCAGCAACAGGAACUUUUGUGAAGACACAUUCAUCUCUACAGAACUUCAGAUUAAAUAUAAUCUAGAUUAAUGACUGAGAAUAAGAUCCACAUUUGAACUCAUUCCUAAGUGAACAUGGACGUACCCAGUUAUACAAAGUACUUCUGUUGGUCACAGAAACAUGACCAGAUUUUGCAUAUCUCCAGGUAGGGAACUAAGUAGACUACCUUAUCACCGGCUAAGAAAACUUGCUACUAAACUAUUAGGCCAUCAAUGGCUUGAAUAAAAACCAGAGAAGGUUUUUCCCAGGACGUCUCAUGUUUGGCCCUUUAGAAUUGGGGUAGAAAUCAGAAAUGAGAUGAGGGGAAGAAGCAAGGAGUCUAAGGCCCUAGCGAUUUGGGCAUCUGCCACAUUGGUUCAUAUUCAGAAAGUGUUAUCUCAUUGAUUAUAUUCUUGUUAAGCAAAUCUCCUUAAGUAAUUAUUAUUCAAAUAAGAUUAUACUCAUACAUCUAUAUGUCACUGUUUUAAAGAGAUAUUUAAUUUUUAAUGUGUGUUACAUGGUCUGUAAAUAUUUGUAUUUAAAAAUGCCAUGCAUUAGGCUUUGGAAAUUUAAUGUUAGUUGAAAUGUAAAAUGUGAAAACUUUAGAUCAUUUGUAGUAAUAAAUAUUUUUAACUUCAUUCAUACAGUUAAGUUUAUCUGACAAUAAAAGCUCUGACUGAA